Cotesia congregata is the source of this 1902-nucleotide messenger RNA. Lineage: Eukaryota; Metazoa; Arthropoda; Insecta; Hymenoptera; Braconidae. The record is from the annotation of a GenBank genome assembly.
AUGUUGAUACGUAACCUCGGAAGCAUAAAAAAUAUGGGUGAAGUCCACGACGGUAACACGGUGACCGACUAUAUGGAGCAAGAGCGUCAGCGAGGCAUAACGAUAGUAUCAGCAGCAGUGACUUUCAAUUGGAAAGACCAUAGAUUCAAUUUAAUCGACACACCAGGGCACAUUGACUUCACAAUGGGGGUCGAGCAGACCUUAGGAGUGUUAGACGGAGCAGUGGUGAUUCUCGACGGUUCCGCAGGCGUAGAGGCUCAAACAAGGACAGUCUGGAAGCAGGCUGAUAAAUACAGUAUUCCCCGUUUGGUCUAUGUCAACAAAAUGGACCGAGCUGACGCGAACUUCCACAUGUGUCUCGAGUCCUUGGAGUCCAAGUUUGAAGUAACUGCCCUACCAGUGCAGCUUCCGAUUAAAAAUGACAAUGGCUUUGUUGGGAUUCUAGACCUGCUGACCUUGGAGAAGAUAAUCUUCGACAAGACUUCCCAAGGUACGAAACUUCUUCGUCAAAAAUUAACAGAAGCAGAAGAUAGUUUUCUGCUGGAGCGGGCUAGAGAAAAGCGCCGAUUGUUGGUAGACAAGUUGUCGACAAUUGAUGAUGGACUUGCUAAUUUUAUUAUUGAACAGGAUUCGCUGGAUGACAUACCAACCCAGGUGAUAGCUGACUCGUUAAGAAGCAGCACUAUCAAGCGUAAAGGCAUCCCAGUUCUUCUAGGGAGCUCUUAUAAAAAUAUCGGAGUCCAGCCUUUGAUGGACGCGAUCAUUUUUUACUUACCCUCUCCAGAUCUUCAUAAAAAAGCGAGCUUGUAUCGCUGCUUUGAGGACAAUUUAUCAGCCAGGGCGUUUAAAAUCAUGCAUGACAAGCAGCGUGGGCCGAUAACUUUUUUCCGAGUCUACUCGGGAAGUUUAAAAAAGAACCAGAAGGUCUACAACGCAACUAGAGAAAAAUAUGAGCAAGGUAGCAGACUCUACGCAGCUUAUGCUGAUGAUUAUGAAGAAAUUGAUGAGGUGACUGAAGGAAACAUCGGAGGACUGGCUGGAUGCAAAUUUACCAUCACUGGAGACUUGCUGACCAGCAGCCCGACGGUGGUGAGCCGAGCGAAGAAUGUUGCUGCUAAAAUAAAGAAUCUUGAUGAAGUAGAAAAAGAUAAAUUUUUUUCAGCUGGAAAAAUUCCUGAUCCCGUAUUCUUCUGUUCGAUUGAGCCGCCUUCGUUGUCGGCUCAAGUUCCUCUGGAAAAUGCGCUCAAGGAGUUGGAGAGGGAGGACCCGAGUCUUCGGGUCACUCUGAAUGAAGAGACCGGUCAGACUGUUCUGGGAGGAAUGGGCGAGCUUCAUAUUGAUAUAAUUAAAGAGAGAAUUAAGACUGAGUACAAGAUCGACGUUGAUCUCGGCCCGCUGCAAAUCGCUUAUAAGGAAACUAUCACUCAAGGCAUCAAGGACACGCUUGUCUCGCAUCACAAAAUAGGAACUACUAAUCAUGAUGUUAAUGUCACUUUGUCGUUGAUUCCUAAUUAUGAAGGCAAGGAGAUAUUGUUGUUUGAUAAGACUAAGGAAUGCGCUUCUAAUAUUGCGGAUAUUCAUCCUAAGGUUAUGGCCGCGGUUAAAAAAGGCGUCAAGAUGGCACUUAAUCAUGGACCUAAGUUGGGCUGUCCUUUGAUUGAUGUGGGUGUUAAAGUGAUGGGGGACCUCGGAAAACGAAGAGCGCAAAUACAAGAAGUUACUGUUCGUGGGCAGUAUAAAGUACUUAGAGCCUUGGUACCAUUAAGUGAAUUACUUGGAUACUCGACCACCCUAAGGAUAAUAACUUCAGGCAAUGGAAGUUUUUCAUCUGAAUUUGAGAGCUAUCAAAGUAUGGGGUCAGUUGAAGAGCAACAAGCUAUCAAACAAAUUACCGGAUUUUAA